Messenger RNA from Miscanthus lutarioriparius, 981 nucleotides. The record is from the annotation of a GenBank genome assembly. NCBI's taxonomy places the organism in Eukaryota, Viridiplantae, Streptophyta, Magnoliopsida, Poales, Poaceae.
AUGGAGCCAUUCCGGCGCUGGGUUGAUCUACCGCUAGAUCUCCUCUGCCGCAUAGGGGAUUGGCUCGACCUCAAGUGGUAUGCCAACGCGCAGGGCGUCUGCACGGCGUGGCGCUACGCGCUCGUGUCGCCGUCCCCUGCGCUCCUCAUUGUUACCGACAGCGACCGCUGGUGCCCCUACACCGCCUCCCUCCCCACGCGGAGGUCCUUCGAGCUCACCACCAUCGUCUCGGGAAGCCGCUGCAUCGGAUCCAGCAACGGCUGGCUCGCACUCUCCGUCAUCGCCUCCAUGUACGAGACCGUCUUCGUGCUCCUCAACCCCUACGAGUACGAGACCCGCUGCGACUGGGUUUCCAAGGUCGUCUUCACCCCGAGCCCCGCCAAGGAUGACUUCGCCGCCGCGAUCUGCGACAUCGACAGGAUCGCGUACGUCACCGCCGGUGCCAAGAGGUGGGCCAUCAUGGAUCCCGUCCGCCUCACCAGCGAGGUCGGGGACCAGCUCACCGACGUCGUCUACACUGUCAAAUCGCCAAGAACGUUCACUAGCGCCAAGAACUUGGUGUUCUACGAGGGCAAUCUGUACCAAGUCUGGAGGAACACAAGCUACGCCGUGACUCUGCAGCUGCCUGCAGGGGGUCAGCGCCGUGUCGCGGAAAAUGAGAUACUGGCGCUGAGGUACUAUCCUCGGCGUCAGCGUCGGCCUUGCUGGGAUGCGGUGAAGGACGUAGGAGGUUACUCACUCUUUGUGGGAAGGAACAAUGCAGUGUCGAUGUAUGCAGAGGGCGUGCCGGGACUGAGGGGCAACUGUGUGUACUGGAUCGACAGGCGUGGUAGGGAUCAGGGCAUGGCCUUUGACAUGGAAUCUGGGAGAUUCGUGCAACCACUAGGCUACAGCUACAAAGAUGACUACAUCAACAUAAUGGUUAUAGUGUCAACUGCUCAAUUCUACUGUUACAAACAGCCUAGAAAACUAGUACCCUAA